CUUCUGGUCAGAGUCCAGGUACAAGCGGUGUGUUGGAUCGUCGUCUGAUGUAGAGAUCUCCCCGACAUUCGGAAUUGUCACAGAGUUACCUGUCAGCAUGCCUAGGGGUCAGAAGAGUAAGCUCCGCGCCCGUGCAAAAUGCCGUCAGGCUCGAGAACAGCACCAGAAUGUGAUGGGCGUUCCAGCCAUGGCAGGAGUGGAAGAACCAGCCUGUUCCCCCUCUUCUACUUGUGUCAAGAAGGCUCCCAAGAGUUCAGCUACUUCUGGAGCCACCAGCAGUCCUCAAGAGCCUCCGAGAGCUCCACGCACCAACACUGCUGCUGUACCUGUUUCACAUGCAAGAUCCAAUAACCGAGCAAGGGGAAGGCCAAGAUCCUCACAGGUCCAGUCUGUCUUUGAGUACCACACUAAAGGCCCUCUAGACAAGGUAGUAGUUCUUCUGGUGCAAUACCUGCUGCGCAAAUAUCAAAUGAGAGAGCCUGUUUCAAAGGCAGAUAUUCUGAAAAAUGUAAUUGGUUUGCCCAAGAGCUAUUUCCAUGAGAUCCUGAUGAAAGCUUCUGAAUACAUGGAGCUGAUCUUUGGCCUUGACAUAAAGAAGCUGGAUCUCAAUAGGCACAUCUAUAUCCUCAUCAACAAAUUGGAGAUAGGCUAUGAUGAAAAUCCGGGUGAUAAUGGAGGAAUCCCCAUAACUGGCUUGCUAAUGACUAUCUUAGGUGUGAUCUUCACAAGGGGAAAUUGUGCCACUGAGGAGCAAAUAUGGCAAUUGUUAAAUUUGAUGGGAAUAUAUGCUGGGAAGAAGCAUUUCCUUUUUGGGGAGCCCCAAAAGCUCAUCACCAUUGAUUUGGUGAAAGCAAAAUACCUAGAGUACCAGCAGGUGCCUGAUAGUAUCCCUCCAUGCUAUCAAUUCCUGUGGGGCCCCAGAGCCCAUGCUAAAAUAAAUAAAAUGAAAGUCCUUGAAUUUUUAGCCAAGGCCCAUAAUACUGUUCCUACUGCCUUUACAUUCUGGUAUCAGGAGGCUUUGAAAGAUGAGGAAGAGCGAGCCCAAGCCAGAGUUAUGGCUAGGGCUCGCAUUAAAGUCAUGGCUGAUGCACGUUUGAGGGGCUGUACAUCAAGCCCUCCAGAGACAAGUAGAAUAUGAGUCAUCCCCUCAUUCUGUGGUUGAUAAAAAGAAAAAGCAUUUUUUUAAGUGGUGAAAGGCCGGGAUAGAAGCAAAGGCAACAUAGUAUAUAGCACAGUUUUUAUUUUCUUUUUUCUUCAAUAAGUUUUAAGCAAAAUCUUGUUCUUUUUUAUCAGAAUGCUUGAGUAGCUUUAGAAUCUAAGUUUGUGUGUAAUAUUUUCAUUCAUUGGAAUGAAUGAAAUGUAAGAAUAAAGAUUUCACUACAUUGUAAAGUAAGCUAGAAAAUGAUCCAUGAUAUUUAGUGAUUUAGAAUAACAUAAUGUAACAGUAAAUUAACUAUAUUGUUGGA
Messenger RNA from Ochotona princeps (American pika), 1466 nucleotides. Its product is annotated as melanoma-associated antigen B10-like. The transcript is spliced from 2 exons. Bases 98 to 1138 code for a protein of 346 amino acids. Gene Ontology annotation, biological process: negative regulation of transcription by RNA polymerase II. Gene Ontology annotation, cellular component: nucleus. Lineage: Eukaryota; Metazoa; Chordata; Mammalia; Lagomorpha; Ochotonidae. The record is from RefSeq and is a predicted model, not a curated record.